GCACCUUUAAAUAAAAUAGAUGUGACUAUUUAAAUGAAUAUUUUCAUAAAACUUUGAAUAAGAGUGCAUCAAUUUAGCAUUGGAGUGCAAAUGGCAAAACCUUGCAUUUGAAGAGUAAAAGAUCUUACGUGAGAUCCUUAAAUUCAGAAAGAAUAUUAAAUAAGAGAACUUUUUUAACUCCUAAAUAAGACCACUUUUAUCAUUAAUUCCUACUUUAUCCUUACUUGAUUACACAUCUGCUCAUCUCUCAUAAUUUUGUGGAUGCUUUCUGGCUUCCUACCAUCUUCUCCCGUCGAAUUUCCUUCUCCCAUCUAUUUCCUACUCCUAUUUUAUGCUUUUCUAUGAUUCGGAAAGCACAUCGGAAACAACGGCGGAAGAUAUUGUCUAUAGAGGCGUCAUAUCCAGCGGCCGCGGUGGAGGUGCGGCGGGACUUUGUCUCUCUUUUUCUAUUCAUCUUCUUCUUCACCGUACCGUCUCCACCUCUUUCUCCCCUUAUUUUCAAAUUCUUUCGUCAAUUUAUUAUUUUUUAAAAUUUCUGGUGGCGGUGGCCCGGCGACUGCACAACGACGUGGCGACAAUUUAAAGGCGGAAAUUCCUGGUGAUUGCUCCGGCGACAACUUGUGCAAGUGAUUUCAAUUUCUUCCAGAACCAUAAAAAAGCGGAGCUUUCAUCAGGCCGACACAAUACCAUACCCAACUCCUUUUGCACCUUCUCCUCGUUGGUGAACCACUCCUCGUGAAAUGAUCUGUUGACGCUCCAUCUAUAUCGGCGGAUAUCAUCUCCAGUGAAGUUUGAUUGUGAAAUUCACUGGUCACAAUGGGUUUCGAUGUUGUUGAUUACUGGCGAUGUAAAUGAAUGUUCCGUAUGAUUGCAACAACAUGAGCAGGGAGCGUCAUUUCCAAAAAAUCUUCCUAGCCGUAGCCCAGACGAGUGAGGGGAGAACAGGUAAACGCUCUUUUGUGAUAGCCCAUGGCCAUAUCGUUCCUGUGUGGAAGAAGAUCCGCCAUAUCUGCGCAAAGUUUGUGUUCUUUGGCUUCCGAACUGCCCCGCGGUUCAAGCAAACCCGGUCGAAGUAAGUCUUUUUCGGACCCCACCUGUUGCUUUCGAUCUUCAAUCGGAGCUAGGACUAGGGCACAAAAGUUCACUAAAAACUCCAUUGAUAUUCUACACAUUUCUCAAAUUCUGUCAAGAAAGGACUGGUGCCUGCUUUUAAACCACGAGUUUAGAGCUAAAAGGGUACACCUGAAUCCUCGGUCAAUCAUUAGCGUUUUGCAAAAUCAACAAGACCCAUUGCUCACUCUCAGGUUCUAUACAUGGGUUUCCAACAUCGACGUCAGUUUUGCAAAAAACCAGCAGAUUCGUUCUGUGCUAGCUAAUGUGCUAUACAGAAAAGGCCCAAUCUUGUUAUCUGCUGGAUUAGUUCAUGAUAUCCAAAAUUCUGGGCAUAGAAUCAAUGAGGAUUUGUUUUGUGUUUUGAUUGGUAGUUGGGGAAGAUUGGGGCUGGCUAAGUAUUCUGCUCAGAUUCUUGAACAGCUUUCAUUUUUAGGACUAAAUCCUACUACCAGGUUAUAUAAUGCUGUCAUCCAGGCCUCAAUACAGUCAAAUUCACUAGACUUGGCUUAUCUGAAGUUUCAGCAAAUGCAGGUGGAUGGUUGUUUCCCAGAUCGGUUUACUUAUAAUAUUCUCGUACAUGGAGUUUGUAAAGCUGGUUUAAUGGAAGAAGCAACUCGGUUAGUGAAGCAGAUGGAGGGAUUGGGGUUUUACCCCAAUGUAUUUACUUAUACGUCCUUGAUUGAUGGUUUCUGUAAUGUAAGUAGAGUAAAAGAUGCUUUUCAGAUGAUCGAGACAAUGAAGAGUAGGAACGUGAUCCCAAAUGAGGUUACAUUGAGGGCUUUGGUGAGAGGAGUUUUUCGUCAUCUACCAUCGAUUGAGGCUUUUGAAAUGUUAUAUGGAUGGAUUAAGAAGGAACAUGUUUUCCCUAAGGUGGUGGGCGAUGCUAUAAUAAGUUGUCUCUUUGAUAAUUCCCUGCCAAUGGUGGCGGUUGAUUUUUUAAAAAAAUCUUUAAUUUGGGGAUACUUACCCGACAAUCAAACAUUUAACAUGACCUUGAUUUGUUUAAUCAAGAGGUUAAAGGUUGAUGAGAGCUGUCAACUGUUAGAUGUUUUUUACAAACGGGGCUUGAAGAUAGGGUUUGAUGCUUACCUUUUGCUCAUUGGAACUCUUUACCAAAUGGGAAGAGUAGAAGAAGGGAAUCUUUAUGUGGAUCAAAUGUUCCAAGCGGGACUUGUUUCAAACACAUUCUCGUACAAUAUAUUGAUUCAUAGUUUCUGCACAAACAAAAUGAUGUACCGAGCUUCAAAGGCUUUGAAUGAUAUGAUGAGUUUAAGUACUCCCUCCAUCCCUAAAAAGGAGUUUUGUUUGCUCAAGGACGGAGAGAGUAAUAUUCGACCAAAUCUCGUCACUUUCAACACACUCAUCGAUGGGUAUUGCAAGUUAGGGGACCUAACACAGGCCAGGAAGCUUCUGGUGUUGCUCUUGGGGGAGGGUUUUAAACCAGAUGUUUUGACUUUCACCUCCAUAAUCAACGGUCUUUGUAAGGCACACCAGAUUGAAGAUGCGUUUGGAUGCUUCAGGGAAAUGUCAGAAUGGGGCGUUUCCGCAAAUACAAUCACAUACAACAUCUUAAUCCGUGCACUUUGUUUCAAAGGAGAUGUUGGAAGAUCAAUAGAGCUGUUGAAGAAGAUGGAAGGUAUUGGAGAGGUGAGUGGAGGUGUUUUGUGCUUUAAUGCUUUGAUUCAAAGUUUGUGCAGAAUGAAUGAGAUUGAGCAGGGAAAAAGGGUUCUCAAGACCAUGUCCAGGUUGGGCUUGAGGCCUGAUAAUUAUACUUACAGGGCUUUUAUUGAGGCUUUGUGUAGAUUAGGGAGGUUUAAUGAAGCUAAGGAUUUGUUUGUCUCCAUGGAAGUGAAUGGGUGUCUUCCCGACGCUCAUACUUGUAACUCAUUCAUAGAUUUGCUGGUUCAGUCUUCUCGGCUUGAAGAAGCCAAAGAUAUUUUUGUUACAUUCAGCGAGAGGGGUUUCCCUCUCAAGCCGAUAAAACUGAACUAAGAAUAUCCCUUAUUAUCACACAGUGAUUGUUUUUUCAUGAAUACGUAAUCCUGACAUCCUACAGCUCUGCACAAGUGUAUUUCACGAAAACAAAUGAGAAAUGCACAUAGAAACGAACGAUUGCAUGUUCGAACAAUUUUGUUGUUCUAUUUUGAAUCUAUCACUUUGGC
This is a messenger RNA of Cuscuta epithymum, 3275 nucleotides long. Lineage: Eukaryota; Viridiplantae; Streptophyta; Magnoliopsida; Solanales; Convolvulaceae. The record is from the annotation of a GenBank genome assembly.